Messenger RNA from Eufriesea mexicana, 1187 nucleotides. RefSeq names its product endoplasmic reticulum-Golgi intermediate compartment protein 3. Lineage: Eukaryota; Metazoa; Arthropoda; Insecta; Hymenoptera; Apidae. The record is from RefSeq and is a predicted model, not a curated record. Gene Ontology annotation, biological process: retrograde vesicle-mediated transport, Golgi to endoplasmic reticulum; endoplasmic reticulum to Golgi vesicle-mediated transport. The coding region runs from base 69 to 1187 and encodes 372 amino acids. Gene Ontology annotation, cellular component: endoplasmic reticulum membrane; Golgi membrane; endoplasmic reticulum. The transcript has 8 exons.
GUUAGCACGCUGAGUGUGAUUCAGGCACGGUUUUAGCCGUGUUAACGAGUUUAUAUUAUUGACUGAAUAUGCAAAUAUUAAAAGAAUUAGACGUGCACCCAAAAGUGCGUGAAGAAGCAGAUAUUCUCGUGCGAACUUUCAGUGGUGCUGUUGUGACAAUUAUUAGUACUAUUAUUAUGGGUAUUUUGUUUCUAUCUGAAGUAAAUUAUUAUCUUACACCAACCCUGAGUCAGGAACUGUUUGUAGAUACUUCAAGGGGUUCAAAGUUAAGAAUUAACUUAGAUAUAAUUGUACCUGCAGUAUCUUGUGAUCUUUUAUCGAUAGAUGCAAUGGACACAACAGGUGAACAACAUUUACAAAUUGAACAUAAUAUCUUUAAAAGACGUUUAGACUUAAAUGGGAAACCCAUAGAAGAUCCACAAAGAACAGAUAUUACUGACACAAAAGCACUUAGUAAAACAGUAACAAAGACAGUAGAGAGUAGUACUGAAAAAAUAUGUGGGGAUUGUUAUGGAGCUGCUAGCGAAGUUAUCAGGUGUUGUAAUACUUGCGAAGAAGUAAGAGAUGCUUAUAGGCUUAAAAAGUGGGCAUUUCCACCUUUAGGGGAAAUAAAACAAUGUCAAAAUGACAAAUCAGUGGAAAAAAUGAAAAUUGCAUUUACACAAGGGUGUCAAAUCUAUGGUUAUAUGGAAGUGAAUAGAGUAGGUGGAAGUUUUCACAUUGCACCAGGAGAUAGUUUCUCUGUGAAUCACGUACAUGUGCAUGAUGUUCAGCCAUAUACAUCAACACAAUUUAACAUGACCCACAAAAUUCGCCAUUUAAGUUUUGGACUAAAUAUUCCAGGAAAAACAAAUCCUAUGGAUGAUAUCACAGUAGUUGCAAUGGAAGGUGCAAUGAUGUUUUAUCAUUAUAUUAAAAUUGUACCGACGACCUAUGUACGUGCAGAUGGUUCUACAUUAUUGACAAAUCAAUUUUCUGUAACUCGACACGCCAGACAAGUGUCUUUGUUUAGUGGUGAAUCAGGAAUGAUAAAAUACACAGAAAAAGCAAAAUCGUUUGGCCAUUUCGCAACAAAUGCGUGUGCAAUUAUCGGUGGUGUGUUUACAGUUGCUGGAUUAAUAGAUUCAUUGUUGUAUCAUUCGAUCAGAGCAAUACAGAAAAAAAUAGAAUUGGGAAAGUAUAAUUAA